Messenger RNA from Cajanus cajan (pigeon pea), 544 nucleotides. NCBI's taxonomy places the organism in Eukaryota, Viridiplantae, Streptophyta, Magnoliopsida, Fabales, Fabaceae. The record is from RefSeq and is a predicted model, not a curated record.
AAGAACAGAUUUUGUUGCACACACAACCAAGUGGUAAACCGUAACAGAACAGAAUGGGGAGAGAUAAAAAGAAGUAAAGAGAGAAAAGAAGUUAGGGUUGAAAGAAUGGGGAAGAAGAAGGUGGAGAUAAAGCGAAUUGAGAACAAAAGCGCUCGGCAGAUAACAUUCUCGAAGAGGCGCAAUGGAUUGAUGAAGAAAGCUCGCGAGUUGUCCGUUCUAUGCGAUGCGCAAGUGGCGGUGGUCAUCUUCUCCAGCACCGGGAAGCUCUUCGAACUGUGCACCGGUGAAAGGUAUCACCCCCACUUCGAAACAGCCGACUUAUUCAGCAAAGGAGACUCACCAAUCUUGCCCAGCAGAUCGUCCCUUACGACUGAUCUCCAGUAAUAACACUCUAUAUUAAAAUAUCUAAUCUACAAAACGAUACGUAAGCUAAAAAUAUUUUAUUCAAAACUUUGUUUACAAAGUGUGUAUCGAGUUUUCAUUUGAUAUUUUCCUUAUAUUGGUGUGCAUGUGUUAUACACAUAUCGAUAAAAAAAAUGUGAUA